ACCAUCACACAUUGCCGCGUCUUGCCAUUUCCUCCCACUCCACUGUCGGAACCAAAACCCUAAUCCUAAAGCUCUUCCCCCGUCCCGCCUCCAUGUCCUCUCCGCCGCCGCCGGCCGACAUCGCCUCGCCGUCUCCCACCACCGAUAGGAAGAAGAAAAAGAAGAAGAAAAGCAAGGACGAGAACAUUCUUCCGUCUCCCUCCGCUGGCGGCCCCGGAGAAGACCAGGAUAAGGACUACUUCAUCAAACCUCAGUCCCUUACCCCGGCCGUUGACACCUCGUCGUGGCCGAUCCUCCUCAAGAACUACGAUCGCCUCAAUGUCCGCACCGGCCAUUACACGCCGCUCCCCGCCGGGCACUCCCCCCUGAAGAGGCCCCUACCGGAGUACCUUCGCUACGGCAUCCUCAACCUCGACAAGCCCUCCAAUCCCUCCUCCCACGAGGUCGUCGCCUGGAUCAAGCGCAUCCUCCGCGCUGAGAAGACCGGCCACAGCGGCACCCUCGACCCCAAGGUCACCGGCAACCUCAUCGUCUGCAUCGACCGCGCCACCCGCCUCGUCAAGUCCCAGCAGGGCGCCGGCAAGGAGUACGUCUGCGUUGCCCGCCUCCACUCUGCCGUCCCUGAUGUCGCCAAGGUCGCCCGGGCGCUCGAGACCCUCACCGGUGCGGUGUUCCAGCGUCCCCCGCUUAUCUCUGCCGUCAAGCGCGAGCUCCGCAUUCGGACCAUCUACGAGAGCAAGCUGCUCGAGUACGACCCCGACAGGCACCUGGUCGUCUUCUGGAUUUCCUGCCAGGCCGGGACCUAUGUCCGUACCCUCUGUGUCCAUCUCGGCCUGAUCCUUGGGGUCGGUGGGCAUAUGCAGGAACUGCGGCGGGUCCGCUCAGGGAUUCUUGGCGAGAAGGAUAAUAUGGUGACGAUGCACGAUGUGUUGGAUGCACAAUGGAUGCAUGACAAUUUCAAGGACGAGAGCUACUUGAGGCGGGUGGUGAUGCCAUUGGAGGUGCUGCUCACUAGCUACAAGAGGCUGGUUGUUAAGGAUUCCGCUGUGAAUGCUAUUUGUUAUGGCGCAAAGCUGAUGAUUCCUGGACUGUUGAGGUUUGAGAAUGAUAUAGAGGUUGGAGAGGAGGUUGUGCUGAUGACUACAAAAGGAGAAGCUAUCGCUCUGGGAAUUGCUGAGAUGACAACGGCUGUGAUGGCAACGUGUGAUCAUGGAUCAGUUACAAGAAUAAAGAGAGUGGUGAUGGAUAGAGAUACCUACCCUAGGAAGUGGGGCCUUGGACCAAGAGCAUUGGCGAAGAAAAAGAUGAUUGCGGGUGGCCUGCUGGACAAGCAUGGGAAGCCAAAUGAGAAGACACCAGCCGAGUGGCUCAGGAAUUUGGUGCUACCGACUGGUGGAGAUUCGAUGGUGGCCAGCCUUGCAGCAGCACCGGAAUCGGUGGCACCAAAGGAUGAGGUAGCAGCUGAAGAAGUGAAGGUAGAUAAGAAAAAGAAGAAGAAACACAAAGACAAAGAUGGUGGUUGCGAUGAUGAAGAUGGUGGUGAAGGGCGGAAGCGCAAAUUGGAGGAUGCCAGAGAAGUACCUGCUGCUAAGAAGGUAAAGAUUGAAAAACCUCAGGAUGUUAUCCUGGAUGCUGAAUCGAAGAAGUUGGAGGAUGUGGAGGAAGUUGAGCAAGCACAAGAUGAGGAGAAGAGUGAGAAGAAGAAAAAGAAAAAAAAGAAGGUUAAAGAGGGAGAAGAAGCAGAAUUAGCUGAUGGAGAGAAGGUAGUAGAGAAAGAAAAGAAGAAAAAGAAGAGUAGUAAAAACAAAAGUGAAGCAGGUUCUUCUGAUGAAGAGCAGUUAACAGAGGAAAAAAAGAAAAAGAAGAAGAGGAGCAAAGAGGACAAUAAUGGUGAAGAAACUGAACUUCCUCUCAGCUUAACUGGUGACACUGAAGAGGUAAAGACAAGUAAGAAGGAGAAAAAGAAAAAGAAGAACCGUGAUGCAGAGGGAACAACAGCAUGAGUAAGCGGAUCAUAUCUUUUGAGGAUGCCACCAUAUAACAGUUUAUUUAAACUGUUUCUGGUUACCCAAUUUGGGUUAUAAUAUCUGCAUUUCUGUUUUUCAUUUCUGCAAACUAGAGUAAUUUAUGAUGCAGGAAAAAAUUAAUGCCUAGUUCUUUCGGUUGGUAUUUAUGUGCCUUUCUUUAUUUUCAAGAUUAUGUACUGGAGACUAGUUGUAUUUGUCAGGAGGAUAUGCCUAGAGCAUCUAUUUACUGAGGACUUCUAGUUGUGAUUGUAAUCUUUGUCAUCAAUCACCAACUCCUUUUAUUGUUACACUUGGGACAAAUAAAACAUUAAUGCCAUGUUUUGGAUUCAUGGACAUUAUGUUA
Messenger RNA from Musa acuminata AAA Group (dessert banana), 2370 nucleotides. RefSeq names its product H/ACA ribonucleoprotein complex subunit 4-like. Gene Ontology annotation, molecular function: RNA binding; pseudouridine synthase activity. The transcript has a single exon. NCBI's taxonomy places the organism in Eukaryota, Viridiplantae, Streptophyta, Magnoliopsida, Zingiberales, Musaceae. Gene Ontology annotation, cellular component: box H/ACA snoRNP complex. Gene Ontology annotation, biological process: box H/ACA sno(s)RNA 3'-end processing; rRNA pseudouridine synthesis; mRNA pseudouridine synthesis. The coding region runs from base 93 to 2003 and encodes 636 amino acids. The record is from RefSeq and is a predicted model, not a curated record.